AUGGUGAAAAACCACGGUCAGUGGCUCCCACAUGCAUUGAGCAACGGCAACCGUCAAAGACGCCUGGACAUCUGCACUCAGCUGCUCUCCAGAAUCCGCAGAUUCGACUGGCUGGAAACCAUUGUCACUGGAGAUGAAAAACGGAUCCCCUACGUCAACGACAGCCACAAACGUGCGUGGUGCGCUGGCGAUGAAAUGCCGGAUCCUUUCGUAAAAGGUGAGAAGGUUAUGCUGAGCGUCUGGUGGGGAGUACAUGGAAUCUACCGCUUCGAACUGCUGCCGGACAAUACGACAGUUACUGCCAAGGUCUACUGCGCUCAACUGCAAAUACUGGCCGACAAGAUCUACAAGGAGCACAAGAAGCUCGACAACGUUCGCCUGCUGCACGAUAACGCGCGCCCUCACAUCGCGAAUAAGACUUCCCAGAAAAUUCUGGAGCUCGGACGGGAAGCUCUACCGCACCCACCGUACAGCCCGGACUUGGCCCCGAGCGACUACCACCUCUUCCGAUCGCUUCAGCACCGCCUGGAAGAGAAGAGCUACGAUGAUCGUGACCACCUCGAAAAUGGCCUUCCGGCUUUCUUCGCCUCCAAGUCGCCGGAGUUCUACGCCAAAGGAAUCCGUGAUCUUGUGAGACCUUGGCAGAAGUUUGUCGAUGUUGAUGAAGAUUAUUUCGUCUAA
Necator americanus (New World hookworm) is the source of this 681-nucleotide messenger RNA. RefSeq lists its product as uncharacterized. NCBI's taxonomy places the organism in Eukaryota, Metazoa, Nematoda, Chromadorea, Rhabditida, Ancylostomatidae. Gene Ontology annotation, cellular component: nucleus; condensed chromosome; site of double-strand break. The coding region runs from base 1 to 681 and encodes 226 amino acids. Gene Ontology annotation, biological process: double-strand break repair via nonhomologous end joining; DNA double-strand break processing; mitotic DNA integrity checkpoint signaling. Gene Ontology annotation, molecular function: histone H3K36 methyltransferase activity; single-stranded DNA binding; double-stranded DNA binding. The transcript has a single exon. The record is from RefSeq and is a predicted model, not a curated record.